AUGUCGGGGAUCCUGGCGCUGCCGCUGCUGACCAUCAUCCAGGUCGUGCAGUACUUCCAGUACCUGGGCUGGCGCGGGAUCGGCCACGCGCAGUUUCUGCGCGAAAUCAAGGCCGCCGGCGGGGGCGCGCAGGGGUUCUGCGGCGGGCUGCUGCCGGCCAUGGCCGUUGCGGCGUCCAGGGACGAGGCCGAGGUGGUCGGCAAUGCCGCGAGGGCGCUCCGGAUAGCGCUGGGCAUCGGAGCGUACGGAGAGCUGGGCGACGAUGAGAACGAGCCUGGGCCGACGACGGUGGUCUUGCGGGCAAAGUACGAGGGGCAGGCGGGUGAAAUUGUUGCCAGGUUUCCAGGGGCACACGUCUCCGCCAUAACCGAUCCGCUUUCCGUGAGCAUCGUGGGCCCGGUGCGUGUUCUCGAGGCGCUCAAGAAGUCGGUAGAGACCGACGAAGGUCUCCCGGUGACCCAGGUAAACCUGCGCGGCAAAGUGCACAACCCGGAGAACCGGACGCUCUCGGCCGAGUUUUGCCGGCUGUGUGACGAGCACGACGAACUGCGCUUGCCCACGGCCGACGCCCUCUUGGUACCCGUCCGAGCGAACGCCACUGGCGAGCUCCUCGGCCAUGGACCGCUGCCUCUAGCCCACGAGAUCAUAUACAGCACACUUGUGACGCGGUGCGAGUGGCACACGCUGCUCCAGGGAAUGUCGAAGCAGAUCAAGGAAACGUCGAGCCGCACCACACACACGUUCGCCAUGUUUGGCACCGGCCGCAAGAACUGUGUUCCUUCAGCAGCAUUCGAGGAGAACGGCCUGUCGAUAACGAAGCUCGACGUCAUGCAGGCUGUGGCGGCGCCGCAUCUGCACAAGUCCAUCCUCAGCGUCGAGGGAUAUCCAAAAGACGCCAUCGCCAUUGUCGGUGCGGCCUGUCGACUUCCAGGCGCGGACUCGCUCGAGGACCUGUGGGAAGUGGUCAGCUCCGGCCAGUCCAAGGCCGCUCCGCUGCCGACAAGUCGGCUCGACGGAAACCUGGCAUCCCGAGUGUCGCUCGACAGCAAGCGCCAGGGCACCACCCAGCAGUGGUGGGGCAACUUUGUGGAAAACAUUGACGCCUUCGACAACACCUUCUUCGGCAUCAGCCCGCGCGAGGCCCAGUACAUGGACCCGCAGCAGCGCCUGCUGCUGGAGACGGCCUACGAGGCCCUCGACAGCGCCGGCUACCUGCGCCACCAUAGACGCGACGACUUCGACAACGUCGGGUGCUUCGUGGGGACGACGUACGUCGAGUACCUCGAGAACACGACAGGGUACGGCGCUACGGCAUACGCGGCACCCGGCACUAUCCGCGCCUUCCAGACGGGCCGAAUCAGCUACCAUUUCGGCUGGAGCGGCCCCUCAGAGGCCAUCGACACGGCGUGCUCGUCGUCUCUGGUCGCCAUUCACCGGGCCUGCCGGGCUCUGCAGGCGGGCGAGUGCCCCAUGGCUCUCGCCGGCGGCGUCAACCUCAUCACCGGCAUCCAAAACUUUUUGGACCUGGGCAAAGCAGGCUUCCUGAGCACGACGGGGCAGUGCAAGCCCUUUGACGAAGCCGCCGAUGGAUACUGUCGGGCCGACGGCGUAGGGCUGGUGGUCCUGAAGCCGCUGCGGCGGGCCGUGGCAGACGGAGACCACGUGCUGGGCGUGAUCCCUGGCAUCGCAACAAACCACGGCGGUCUAUCGUCGUCUAUCACAGUGCCAUAUUCUCGAGCCCAGACGGCCCUGUUCAAAAACGUCCUCGAGCGGACAGGACUGGCGCCCCACCACAUCUCGUACGUCGAAGCUCACGGGCCGGGGACGCAGGUCGGCGAUCCUAUAGAGAUCUCAAGCGUGCGCGAAGUUCUAGGCGGCGCGGCGAGACGCGGCGCCGACGAGCUGCUCAGCCUGGGCUCGCUCAAAGGAAAUGUCGGGCACAGUGAAACGGCGGCGGGCGUUGGUAGCCUGCUCAAGGUCCUAGCCAUGCUCCAGCACCGCCAAUUGCCGCCACUGGCUGGCUUUCGCACCCUCAACCGAAAGAUAGCCGCCCUCGAGCCCGAUCGCCUCACCAUCAACAGUGCUGGCAUCCAACCCUGGACAGCCCCUUUCCGGGCUGCGCUCAUCAAUAGCUAUGGCGCGGCUGGAAGCAACUCGGCACUCGUUUGCUCCGAAGCGCCACGUAGUAGCGAGUCGGUCACGAGCGUGUCAGUGCCCGGUAGCGGGAGUCCCCAUGAGGAGCUCAGCUACCCCGUCUUUUUGAGCGCCGCAAACGCCGAGAGUCUUGGAAUGAACGUGACAAAGCUCGCGUCCUAUUUGCAAAGGACGGAUCAAAGUAUGGAGCCUCUCAGUAUCGGAAACGUGUCUCUGACACUGUACGAGCGCCGAAAACACCACCACAUGCGAUGGGUAGGCACCGAGAGUGACCUGGGCGCCUUGUCUCAAACACUGGAACCAGAAUCCGGCUCGGUCGCCAAGGGCAUGUUUGAAGUUGCCUCGCAAGAGACUGUAAAACCUGUUGUUCUCGUCUUCUCCGGCCAGUCCAGGCGGAACAUUCAGCUCAACCGUGACUGGUACCGCUGGUUUCCCCGCCUGCGCUUCCAUCUCGAGAGAUGCAACGACAUCGUCAAGAGCCUCGGUCACGACGCCAUCCUCCCCCACGUGCUUUUCCAGUCGGAGCCCGUCUCGGACGUCGUUGCCCUGCAGUGCGGCACGUUUGCCGUGCAGUUUGCUUGUGCGCAGACGUGGAUCGACGCUGGUCUCAAAGUGGAGGUCGUCGUGGGCCACAGCUUUGGCGAGCUUACAGCCAUGGUGGUCUCGGGUGUCUUGUCCCUGGAAGACGGGCUCCGGUUGGUGUCGACAAGAGCCUCGUUGAUGAAGGAGAAAUGGGUCCCCGAGCGCGGGACCAUGCUUGCCAUCCACGCGGCCCCUGCUGUGGUCGAACAUGUCAUCGUCGCGGUCUGCGCUGCCGACCCGAUGGCGGCCGGGCGCUUGGAGAUUGCCUGCUUCAACGGUCCUGCAAGCCAGGUCGUGGUAGGCUCGGCAUCUGACAUAGAGCGAGCGGAGCAGGUACUCGGCCACGAUCCGCGAUUCGGGCCUGUCAAGUGCCAGCGUGUAGACGUCAGUCAUGGAUUCCACUCGGUCUUCACCGAGUCCAUCCUGGAGGAUUUGGAGGCCUCGGCAAGGGCGUUGACCUUCAACCCUCCAGUCAUCCGCCUCGAGACGUGCACAGAGACGCCGCUCGACUCGAUCAGCCACGGCCGCAUCGCCAAGCACACGCGAACGCCCGUCUUCUUCAGCCAGGCCAUUGCUCGCAUCGAGGAACGGCUCGGGUCUUGCAUCUGGCUAGAGGCUGGAGCCGACUCGCCCAUCAUUUCCAUGACGAAGAAGGCCGUGCAAAACGCGGGCGCCAACCACGUCUCUGUGUCGCUUAGAUCCAGCGAACCGCAGCACAAGACUGCGUUGGCCGCUGCCACUGCCGCUCUCUGGCGAGAGGGGGUUUCUGUCUCUUUCUGGCCUUUCAUCACCCCGGCAGACUCGAGCCUCCGUCCCGUAUGGCUGCCGCCGUACCAGUUCCAGCGCAAGCGCCACUGGCUUGAGUGGAUCGACCCAGUCGACCAAGCGCGGAAAGCAGGCCUCGCCAGCCACGGGGAGCAGAAUCCGCUCCUGCAGGGCAGGACCGCCGCCCCGGCCGCUCUAGUGACGCCGCUAGGCACGCUUUCGGACUCGUGGGCGUCGCUGCAGUUCACGCUGCACACGACGACGCGACGGUUCACCGACAUCGUGUCGGGUCACGCCAUCCGCGGCCUCCCGCUCUGCCCAGCCUCCAUGUACAUGGAGGCCGUGGUCAUGGCGGCGCAGCAGAUCAAGCCCGAGAUCGGCUUCCAGGCCUUCCAGUUCGAGCACAUGACAUUCCCGGGGGCUCUCGGGCUCGACCCAGACCGCCACGUCGUGCUGACCAUGGAAGGGGCGGGCGAGUACCUGGCGUGGAAGUUCUCCUUUGGCAGCAGCAACCCACAGGCCAAACACGCUUCCGCGGCCAGGGGCGCGGUCGGGAAAGCUGCCGCCGCCGCCGCCACCGCUACUACCACCACCCACGCCAAAGGCGGCUUCAGCGUCGCGUCGCGCGCCGACCUGGGCCUCUUAGAGCGCGUCGUGCAUGAACGCAUGGAGGCUGUGCUCGCAGACCCGCGGGCCGAGCGGCUGGGGACGAGACGCGCGUACGCGCUGUUCUCGCGCGUUGUCAACUACAGCCCGCUGCUGCGCGGCAUCGAGAGCAUCACGAUGCUAGGCGGCGAGCAUGCGGUGGCGCGCGUGCGGCAGCCGCAGGUCGACCGGCAGCCGGAGCAGGGUUCGGAGAGCACGGCCGCGCGGGUGUGCGACACGAUCGGCAUCGACACGUUCAUCCAGGUGGUCGGGCUGCUGAUGAACAGCGGCGAGGGGUGUCCGGAGGACGAAGUGUUCAUCGCGACGGGCAUCGACCGGAUCUUUGUGCAGGACUGCGACUUCGCGGGCGUCGACGAGUGGGACGUGUAUGCCACGUGUCUGACGCGCGGAGGCAGAGACGGCCGAGAGGUCGCCGGGGACUUGAUGGUGUUCACGCGCGGAGGAAGGCUGGUGCUGACGGGCUCGGGGAUCCGCUUCACGCACUAUCCCAUCGCCAAGCUUGAGAGGCUGCUCGAGAAGACUUCGACUGCGAGUGCUUCCAAGAAGACGUCGGCUGCGAUCGGCGGGGGAGGCGACAGGCGCGUCCCUGCCAUUUCGACAGCGGCAUCAACCCUCCCAGGUCCGGGACAUGUAGCAAGACACCACGACCAAGGGGAAAAGACGUUGGUGGGCGAAGAGUUGUUGUCGUCGACGGCAGAUGCAAAGUUCAAGCUCGGAAUGCGGGGCUUGGAUUCGAUGAUGACAGUCCGGCUCGCUGGACAGCUGAAGCAGUCAAUUGGGGGUGGGGCGGCAGGGCCCAGGGAGAGUGGGCCCCUCACGCUAGCUACAGCAGACAUGAGGCUCCACCAGCACCAAGAACCCCCCCAGCUUACCCCGCCAAGCUCCAGCCCCAGCGACGACGGAGCGAGCCACGGCAACGGCAACCUCCAGCACGCUUCGAGCGACGCCUGGGCCAUGCGCACGCGGCAGCGGCUGCUCGAGCUGAUCUCGGAAAACAGCGGCGCGCCGCCGACAAGUAUCCAUGACAGUGCGAGCCUGCAGGAUAUCGGCCUCGACUCCCUAUCUCUGAUGGAGCUCAAGUCGUCGGUCGAGGAUACGUUCGUCGUUCAGCUCGGCCACGACGACCUGCACGCAAUGUCCACCGUUGCCGACAUGCUCGACCUGCUGCGUCCGAGCGGACAGAUGGAUGUGCUUGUGGUUUCUUGA
Molecule: messenger RNA, 5373 nt
Organism: Lasiosphaeria miniovina
Lineage: Eukaryota; Fungi; Ascomycota; Sordariomycetes; Sordariales; Lasiosphaeriaceae
Product: putative polyketide synthase
Exons: 2
Coding region: 1-5373 (1790 amino acids)
Biological process (GO): secondary metabolite biosynthetic process; fatty acid biosynthetic process
Molecular function (GO): fatty acid synthase activity; 3-oxoacyl-[acyl-carrier-protein] synthase activity
Source: RefSeq, a predicted model, not a curated record